This is a messenger RNA of Schizophyllum commune H4-8, 1087 nucleotides long. RefSeq lists its product as uncharacterized. The transcript has 3 exons. Gene Ontology annotation, biological process: regulation of DNA-templated transcription. NCBI's taxonomy places the organism in Eukaryota, Fungi, Basidiomycota, Agaricomycetes, Agaricales, Schizophyllaceae. Gene Ontology annotation, molecular function: DNA-binding transcription factor activity, RNA polymerase II-specific; zinc ion binding. The coding region runs from base 70 to 945 and encodes 291 amino acids. The record is from RefSeq and is a predicted model, not a curated record.
CCUUGCACCAGGCGCCCAUCUUCGCCCCUCCCCUCCCGAGCGCAUCCCCGCUCUGCCCUUCGCUGUAGAAUGGAGUCCACCCCUACGAAGCCAAUGAUACGGCAGCAGCGUGCACUCGUAGCGUGUACGAACUGCAGACAGCGCAAGAUUAAGUGCGAACCGUCAAAUACGCAGAGUGGUGCGGCCUGUAAGCGGUGCCAAAAGCACGGCUACACCUGCGAGUACAAGGCCGUUGCUGAGGACCAAGGUCAAGACGACUAUCCGCGUCGUUCGCACCAUUCCUACUCCCCCGAGGAGCGCACGAGCCCGCACUCUCACCUCUCGUCCAUGUCGAGUUACUCGUCAUACAGCUCGGCUCCAUUUCUGAGCGCGCCACCCUACACGCAGCAGUCCUCCACUGUCCCCUACCCAGGCCAACACUACGCCAUGACGCGCACUGGCAGUGACCAUUCUGUCGGUCCACAGAGCGCCUACGAUGACUUCGCGGGCGCCUAUACAAACGAGACUCCGUACUCGCCGUGCUUCCCCCUCGGCCUGUCCGGCGGUGCUACCACGGCCUUCGAGGACCUUCGUAGCACUGGCAGAAGAACAUCGAGUCUCUCGACAUCGCACGAGUCGUAUUUCUUAGCGCGCGACAACCCCGUACCUUGGGGGGAUCGUCCCAUGCACCACGCGCAUCAUGGCGAGGAGUUUCCACCUGCAACUUCGCCGAUGGACUACUUCGCAAGCGUUCCUUCAUACCCUACUUUGCCUGGUCCACGGAGUGCGCCUGUUGCUGCCCACCUCUCGGGCUACCCCUGCCACUGCCCCACGUGCAUGGCUUCUUCAAUUGACGCAUCGGCCGCCGCUGACAUCGGACGGGGUCCUGACGUCCUCGAGAACCGCGAAGUGACCGGCGCCCACAGUCGAUCCAGUCGCUCGGCUUCUCAGCUUGCAUACUUUUGACUCAGUUUCUAGGACGUAUGCAUUUCCCAUGUCCCAAGGAGAUCAAUAUGAUAUCUUUCGCGCCAGUACUUACAUAUCUUAGUUGCUCUCAUAGCUCGUAGUUUACGAUGGAUGGAAUCAAAGUCAUUUACAUGCAUCUAGU